AUGUACUUGGUUUAUGUGGGAGAUAGACACUUCUGCGUGGGGGUGGUGAACUCGCAACGUUUUCAUAUAGGCUACUAUGGGUGUCAUCCAACUUGUCUCGAUGUUGACUGCAAGACAUUCAUUUUCUACCGUUAUGGAUACUACCAUAUGUUGAAUGAUGAUUUUGUGUGCCCCCUUCUUCUUCUUCAUGCUAGUGAGUUUGGAAAAUAG
Sphenostylis stenocarpa is the source of this 210-nucleotide messenger RNA. The record is from the annotation of a GenBank genome assembly. NCBI's taxonomy places the organism in Eukaryota, Viridiplantae, Streptophyta, Magnoliopsida, Fabales, Fabaceae.